CAAUGAGCUGACGUGUUGGGGCGGAGCGCCCAAACCCUAGUGGGUUUGGUUGCACGGCGGCUUUGGCGCAUUUUCGGCUGGUUUGAUUCAUCCAUUUUGAAGAGACGGGGGAGCGGGGGGCUCGUCUGAUCCAAGGGCCCUGAACCAAGGAGCCGCGGAGUUUGAGAAGCCAGCAGCUCGGGGUUCGGCGGCAGCGGCCCCAUCGGCCGAAGUUCGGGGGGGGUGGGGCGCCGAGCGCGCGGGGUGGGGGGGGUCCUGGUCUUUGGCUUCUCGACUCGGUCCUGUUUCAACAGCGAACAUGUCGCGGCCUGUCAGAAAUAGGAAGGUUGUUGAUUAUUCACAGUUUCAAGAAUCUGAUGAUGCAGAUGAAGAUUAUGGAAGAGAUUCGGGCCCUCCUGCUAAGAAAAUUCGAUCAUCUCCCCGAGAAGCUAAAAAUAAGAGGCGAUCUGGAAAGAAUUCACAGGAAGAUAGUGAGGACUCAGAAGAAAAAGAUGUGAAGACCAAGAAGGAUGAUUCUCACUCAGCAGAGGACAGUGAAGAUGAAAAAGAAGAUCAUAAAAAUGUGCGCCAGCAACGGCAAGCAGCAUCCAAAGCAGCUUCUAAACAGAGAGAGAUGCUCAUGGAAGAUGUGGGCAGUGAGGAAGAACAAGAAGAAGAGGAUGAGGCACCAUUCCAGGAGAAAGAUUCCGGCAGCGAUGAGGAUUUCCUAAUGGAAGACGAUGAUGAUAGUGACUAUGGCAGUUCAAAAAAGAAAAACAAAAAGAUGGUUAAGAAGUCAAAACCUGAGAGAAAAGAAAAGAAAAUGCCCAAACCCAGGCUAAAGGCUACAGUGACACCGAGUCCAGUGAAAGGCAAAGGGAAAGUGGGUCGCCCCACAGCUUCAAAGGCAUCAAAGGAAAAGACUCCUUCUCCCAAAGAAGAUGACGAGGAACCAGAAAGCCCUCCAGAAAAGAAAACAUCUGCAAGCCCCCCUCCCGAGAAGUCUGGGGAUGAAGGGUCUGAAGAUGACGCCCAGUCUGGGGAGGAUUAAAAGUGAUGAUGGUUUGGGGAGAGAUUUUAUUAAAAAAAAGGAAAAAAAAAAAAAGAAAAAAGAGGGAGGAAAAAAAAGAACCUACUUAAGAUAGAACAUGGUUUUGGCUAUGGCUUGACUCAUGGGCUUUCAGUGCUUUUUUCCAUUUGUUAAAAGUAACAUUUUUCCUCUCGCUCGCUUUCUCUCUCUCUCUCUUUUUUUUUUUUUUUUUAAAGAAAACCAUUGUAUGUUUAAGUGUUUAAGUUGCCCUUUUGUCUAUUGGUCUCUUUGCCACCACCACCCCUUUCCCGAUGAAAGCCAUGUCAAAUUAAUCACUGGAUUGACCGCUUCAUCUUUUUAUUCUUAAUGGAAGGUGUACCACAAUUGUAAAGCAAUAAGAUUUGAGAUGAACACUAUGGAAACUGCUUUUUGCUAAAUGAUAGCAAGUUGAAUAGUAAUCCAAAAACGUAGAAAGGUUUUAGCUGAAGAUGAUUGCUUCUUUCUCUACCUGGACUUUUUAAAAAUCAAUUGUCAUCUAAUAUGAAUUUAUAUGUCUAUAUACACAAUUAUAAAUGUCUAAGAAAAGUCAUGAAUUAAACUUCCACUGCUGAGGCAGGUAGGAGAUAAAAGAAUUCUGAAUUGUUACUAAAAGUACUCAUAUUUUUUACCUUGAGGGGAGGGUGGGGAAUGGGGUUACCUGACCUUGUUUGAGGGUGAGUUUUCUUUUUUUUAUCUCAUCACUUGUUAUCUCAAAGAGACUCGGAGCCAGUGAUCCUUUCAUCCUGCCACAGUCUUUAAGGAGCUUAAAAAAAGAAAGAGCAGUGGGCUGCCAAAACUGAAAUCACUCUUGAUUUCGUAUUUCUUUCUCUAAUGGUUCAUGUUUUAAAAAUAUAUAUGUAUCCUGGUUUUUGUUUUUUUUUUUGGAUAAAAUUUUACCAAGGAUUCCCCCCCAAAAUAAAACCAUCCUAGAAUUUAAUUGGCAAGAUCAAUCUACACAUCACAGUGGAUUCCUUCUCAAACUGACAAUGUUUAGGGUUUAAGCAAAUAAAGUUCCAGUUAAUGUGAAACUCAAUCACAAAGAGUUGAGAUUUUUCCUUUAUGAUAACAAAGAACUGAAAUUCUUUUAUGCUAUAAAUGUGCGUCCAGAUUCCAUGAACCAUGCUCUGCUUUUAUUUGGGGAUGGAACAUUUUCCUUUCUGUAUCCUGAUCUUCCCAUUUCUUCACAGAAACAUGGUAGGAAGUACGUCUGUCCACUUGCUGCUGCUACAUAGGACGCCACUGCACACCCUAGCCCUGGUGCCUACGAACUCUACUGUAGGACACUAUUUUCCUGGCUCUGUUCUUCACUUCCCAUCCUGCCCUUGAUUGGGAGUAUGUUAAAUGCUGCUCCCAUACUAAUCAGUUUACUCUUGUGUUUUUAGUCUGUCCCAGUCCUCUGUUUUACUGCUCAUACUGCUUAAAGCAGGACACGGGGACUAGAGAAAUCCUGCAUUUUAGGAUUUUUUAGGAUCAGCUGCACAAGUGGGACGUGUGCAGUUGGUAACAGACAUUUUACAUGCCUUAUGAAAGCAGUCAGGAGAUAGGUCUGUAGAUUCGAUCCUCCACAUCCUGACACCAUGAGCUAAUGGGAGCAAGGUUUAAGGGUCCUAAUAUGCUCAUAAAUAUGAAAAAUUUGUGAAAUUUAACUUCUGCCUUUUUCCUGCCUUUUAAUCUAGAUUUGCUUCCUUAACAUCCUACUUUGUGGUUUUCUUUCUUACUCUUAAGUGACAGCAUAUUUUUCUUAGACAAAAUGGCUUUCUUGCAAGUGUUCCUAGGACUAAAGGUUAUUUAAGGAUUAUUUUUACUAUGAUUUUUAAGACACUUUAAGGAACAUUCUUACUCUGAUUUUUUUAAACACCCAGUGGCAGAGUCAUUUCACUGUUGCACUGUGUGUUAAAGAAUGAAUAAGGAGUUUUUAGUACAUGGCCAAAAAUACAGGGCUUGAACAUAAGUAGCAGUUGGAUGAUUCUCUUUCGUGAUGAUUAAAUUCAUAGUUGUAAACUUUGUAAUAAGGGUGUUAAGGAUUCAUCUGUUUGCUCAAGUGGGUUUGUUCAGGUAUUCAUUUUUAACAAAAAGGUUUAUGUUCAUAUAGUAAAAGACCUAUCAGUGUUUCCACCAUGCACUUCUAUUUUUUAGGAGUUUAUAAUUUUGUCUUACAUUCCUAGUAACAUUUGGGCUUUUCUUAGGUUAUGUUUCAUGAAGAUUGGGGCGGGAGGAGGCUCUUUUAAAACUUCAGCUUCAAAUUUUUUUUGUGUAACAGUCUCUUUAAUAUAAUCUGCACUAACAUCUCUGUGAUAUAUGCACAUCUUUUAGAGAUAAUCAUGUCUUGUAGAUUACUUGUGUGCAUUUAAUUGAGCUUCUUGUUUAGGGUCUCUUUUAAAAUUAAUUCAUUAGGUUGAAAAAUGUAUUCUGUAUUUCUAAUAGACUGGACAGGAGGAUCUUUGUUCCCCGAGUGAGACAGGCUCUGAAUAACCUUUAUUUUCUCCACUUUUUAUUGAUGGUUUGAAACACUCUUCUCUUCCCCUCAAAUCAUGCAUGCAAAUAGGAGAAUGGUUGUGGUGACUCAACUGGAAACAGGUGCUCAAUAGUCAGGCUUGAUAGAGAUGUCAGGACAACAUUAGGAGCUGUAAGCCAAUAGGGACUGGCCAUUGGCACCGCCUUUGACUAAACUUCCUCUUUUUUUCUAGUGUGCCUAUGGUGAAAUGGCAAUAGCAUUCACUGUCUUAUUUUGCAGUGCUCAGGAAGUGGGAUGUUAACUUUGAAGGUGCUUGUUUGUGUUAUUUGAAUUCUCUUCGUUAGCUCUGCUAGGUUUACCUCUACAACAUAGAUUUCGGCAGCUAUGCUGACUGACACUACAUCCUAGUUCUUAAGAUUCUUUUUUUCCAGACUCCCCCUCCCCAGCUAGACAUAGUUGACAUCCUUCUCAAUCUGUCUGUAACUUGCUGCUGCUGUUAGUCCUCCACCUCAGAUCAGAGUCGAUGGAGUGGGCCCAAAGGAUACGUUUUCAUUUCAGUAAUGGCAGGUAGAUUUGUCCUGCUUUCUAAAACAUCUCCCCUACUUCCUAGCUCCACUCUGUAUUGAUUCCAUAAAGGAAAGUUAAGAGUAUUUUCUCCUUUAGGGAGGUAGUGAGUGGAAAUCUUUUAAUCUUGAGGAAUAAUAGUUGAUUUCCCUUGAAGAAGCUUAGAUGUUGGUUUUUUCCACAAUUAACUGGUUUGCCCCAGUUUAAUACUCAAUUUAAUACUUCAGUUCUUGGUACUGGUUCAAAUAGCAUUUUCUUACAGAUAACAAAUCAAGAGUGGAAUUGGAGGUUAUACUCCAGUCAAGUUUUUAACCGUCUUGUGAAUAUGGUCAGCUAGACUGAACUUGACGCAUUUUUUUAAUGGUUCUUUUUUGAAUCCAUGAACAUUCAAGUAACAAGUGGAUUUUAGAGUACUGGUUGGGGAAGGGAAUAGUACUUUUUGUUAACCAAACUUCAGUUUCGGAGUUGUUUUCAGAGUGUUAGAAAGGCAAGAGCAGAAUUUAAUACCAGGAGCAAGGAGCAGCGGGAAAGCUUUCUAAAAGAUCUUGUGGCCAUUGUUGCUGUAUGAAGAAUGAGUGCUGGUGUGAACAGUUCUUUCUUUGCCUGCCUCACCAGUAGCUGCCCUGAAAAGAAAAAAACUUUGACCUUAGGAGUUUGGAAAGGAAGAAACCUGGCCUCUGGUCUUAAUGGCAUUUAGACUGAGAUACGUUCUACACAUUUCUUGUGACGGGAUAGGGAAAAUGUAACAAGUUCGUUGCUCUUAAGGUUAGAAAAUUAUCCAUUUGUCUGUGGAUGAAGUUGGGUUUCCUUGAAAAUGGAGAGUUGGUUUAUAUUUGAAGAAUUGGGACAUCAAACUCUCUAUAACCAAGUUUCAGUUUCAACCCAUUUUCCCUUUGUCUUGGAUAAACUGAAUACAACAUGAUUCAUUUUGAAUCCCAGAUCCAUAAGUUACAAUUUUUUUUCAAAGCCUAAUUCACAAAAUUCACAGUGGUGCUGACUGUGUAUAACCACUAUUGGGAAAAAUCCCGUAAACCUGCCUGUUGCCAUGCCAAUGGAGUGACUGAACUGGUGACAUCUGUUUGAGCAUGCUUUGUGUGGCUGGUAGAAUGCCACAGUGUGCAUACACUUUGUACAUCCGGGGUGAAGGGAGGGUUUUCUAGAUUAUUGGGGGAGGGUAAAAUUGGGAUUUUUUUUGUUCCUUUUUCGAUGGGGUGUGGGGGUAUAGUACUCAGCUUAUGCCCUAAAAUAACAUGUAUAAAAACCCCCCUGAAAUAUUGUGUGGGUGUGUGUGUGAGUGUGUGUUUGUAUAUGUCUGGCAAUUAAACCUUUGUCUUCUGGAACUUAGUGAAUUCUUUUCUUUUUUCCUCCAGAAGUAUUUGUUACAAGAUUUGUAAAUAAGAGCUCUACUUAGUUUGUUUACCAUGAACGUGUUGCAGCAAACCUUAUACACCUAAUUCCUGCAAGAUUUACAGAAAGACUAAGACUUGCCAGGUUAAGCAACAGCCAAGUUCUCAGUAAUUGUUUGCCUUGAUUUGUCUUUUAGACUUCAUUUUGCCUGCUCUAAAAUCCCCAGUCUUCCUUGAUUUUACUCCUUAAUCUUUUAUAUUCUGAGCAGGAAGGGUAAAAGAGAGGAACCUGCUUUAAAUGUAUUAGUUCAUAGGCUGAGACGGGGCCAUCUCUUUCUUCAUCCUGCAGUGUUGCUAGGUAACGUGAUCAGACACCAGAGGGUUGGGCAUUCUUGCAAUACCUUAACAGUGCUGAAAUCUGCAGCAUGGUACUAAGGAAGUUAAAGUUUGAAUGUAACCACUUUAUUUAAAAGGUUUUUUUUUUCUUUAAUUUAAAUGAAAUGGGGUUGAAGUGAACAUGAUUUUGUUGACCAUGUUCGUGAAUUAUAGAUGCAACAUGCAUUGGUAGAAUCGUGUGAUGGUCUUUUGUGAUACUUAAUUUUUACAUAUCCCAGUCUCUGUAUGUAUCUGCAUAGACAAAGACAAAGAAAAAAAAAAAAAAAACUCCUGCUUUGCUUUCAUUGAAGGGUUUCCAGGACUGCGUGUCUGCUCCUGAGCUCUGUUUUAAGUAUGUGUAUCCUUUGCUUGUAUUUUGUAUUAUGAGCAUGUUGGCAUUGUCCCCUUUAUUUUUUUUCUCUUUUUGGGACAUAUGAAGCAAGUAAUUCUUUUUCUGUAUCUUUUUUUCUUUUGUAAACUUUUUUUUUUGUUUUGUUUAAAAAUGGCUUUAUAAAAGGGCUUUUAUAACCCAGAUGUGUGCUCUGUGUACUUCUUGUAAUACUUUAAAGCAAAUACACUGACUUAUACAGCUGAUUAUCUUUGCCCAUCAGCUCCCAGUCCGGCCUGACUUUGGGGGGAUCCUACUUCCCAAAUAAAUUAUUUAAAAACUUGA
Messenger RNA from Lemur catta (Ring-tailed lemur), 6461 nucleotides. RefSeq names its product nuclear casein kinase and cyclin dependent kinase substrate 1 (gene NUCKS1). Gene Ontology annotation, cellular component: cytoplasm. The transcript has 7 exons. Gene Ontology annotation, biological process: interstrand cross-link repair; double-strand break repair via homologous recombination. The coding region runs from base 299 to 1030 and encodes 243 amino acids. Lineage: Eukaryota; Metazoa; Chordata; Mammalia; Primates; Lemuridae. Gene Ontology annotation, molecular function: double-stranded DNA binding; single-stranded DNA binding. The record is from RefSeq and is a predicted model, not a curated record.